GGACCGGCCCUUCCCUUCCGGGUGUGAGGGGCUGGCCCUUCUCUUCCAGGUUGGGGGGCUGGCAAACUCGAACCUCGCCGGCGCCCUAGCCAAGGCCUCCUCCCCGCGCCUGCCGCGGGUUCCACGCGCAUUCCAAGCGCGCGCAUCCGACCCAAACUUCAGAGACGCUUCUGUGGAACGGAAGGAUGGUCGCUGACACCUGGCCGUUCAAAUAUCAGGAAGUUAAAAAUAACACGACCAUCGUCAACAUUCCAAACUUCGGAAUAGCUUUUCUAAAAAUGGAAAAGACGGUGGCUAAACUUCAAUCAAAAUCGCUGUGGUCAAGAAAGUCCUGGAAGCUGCUCUAUCUUAACUUUGGGCGGUUUGCGGUUAACAGACGCGCGACCUAGAAACCCCAGAGGCAUCGCCGGUUUUCCCGUCCUCCUCCUCCCACCACCGCCCAGCUCUUGAGAGGGGAGGGUGCUGCCGGACAGGUGGGCCCCCGGGUACUCACUGCUGCCCGCCCGGCCGCGGCGCCCCGUCCCGAGGCUGCCCAGGAAGAGGAAGGCGCGCUGCCCCGCCCCGCGGACAAGGAGGCCCCAGCGAGGGCGUACCUGCGGCAGGUGACGAAGGAGGCGGCGCAGAACACCCGCCGUGUACGUUUCGCGGGACAAAAACCACGCGCCCGCCGGGCCGCGCUCGGGCCUUCGCCCCCAGGGACUUCGGAACCGCCCCAUCCUCAAGAUCGAAAAGCCCAGGGCCUCGCGGCGGCUCCAAGCACGGUGUUGGGGGUGGGGGUCUAGGGGGCGCCCAGGCCCAAGGCCGCCCUGGUCCGGCGUGGACCCCGCGGGGCUCAAGACAGGUUCCCCUGCCUGACCCGCCCAGCCCCUCUAUGCGAACUCGAACGACACGCACCACAGCCCGCCACGUACGCGAGACUCGCGCUGUGCCCCAACCCAGGUGGGCCGCCCGCGGAGCCGCGAGGCCUGAGCCCGCCCUGCAAGUGACCCGCGGCCCUUCCUCCUCCAGGUGACCGACGGCCCAGUCCCUGCAGGUGACCCGCGGACCCUCCCCGCCCGCCCUACGACCGUCACAGGACCGCCUCCGCAGGCGCACCGGAGCCGAUUGCGCAGGCGUGGCUCUCACACGCGCUGCCCUGUUGGCGUUGGUGCGGGACUGCGCAGGCGCGCGGGGCAAGAGGCUGGCAGUGCGCCUGCGCCGCGUUGGCGUGCGGAACGCCGCGGUGUCUGGGCGCCUCUGCGCGCGGGAAGAUGGCGGAACAGGCUACCAAGUCCGUGCUGUUUGUGUGUCUGGGUAACAUUUGUCGAUCACCCAUUGCAGAAGCAGUUUUCAGGAAACUUGUAACCGAUCAAAACAUCUCAGAGAAUUGGAGGGUAGACAGCGCGGCAACUUCCGGGUAUGAGAUAGGGAACCCCCCUGACUACCGAGGGCAGAGCUGCAUGAAGAGGCACGGCAUUCCCAUGAGCCACGUUGCCCGGCAGAUUACCAAAGAAGAUUUUGCCACAUUUGAUUAUAUACUAUGUAUGGAUGAAAGCAAUCUGAGAGAUUUGAAUAGAAAAAGUAAUCAAGUUAAAACCUGCAAAGCUAAAAUUGAACUACUUGGGAGCUAUGAUCCACAAAAACAACUUAUUAUUGAAGAUCCCUAUUAUGGGAAUGACUCUGACUUUGAGACGGUGUACCAGCAGUGUGUCAGGUGCUGCAGAGCGUUCUUGGAGAAGGCCCACUGAGGCAGGUUCGUGCCCUGCUGCGGCCAGCCUGACUAGACCCCACCCUGAGGUCCUGCAUUUCUCAGUCAGUGUGUAAUCACGUUCCAGGGCCCAAAGCCCCAGCUCUUUGUUCAGUUGACUUACUGUUUCUUACCUUAAAAAAGUAAUUGUAGAUGGAAAUCAGUUGUGUUUGGCAGAAGAAUCAAUAAAAAUCUUUGAUUCAGACAGUUUAUGGGGUAUUUUAAGCAUUCUUAGACUAGUUGAACAUCUCACUUUGCCCCAGUUACAAAAAUAGUAGAACAAGCAACAUAAAACAAUGAAGGAAAACCUCACUUGAAGGCCCAGGUCAACAUCUAAGCCUGUUGAGACUUAGAUAAUCCAGUCUACCUCUUCAGUAGGUUUGUGUGGAUGGCCUGAUGGAGGGCAGGUGCCCUCUGCUCCCCAGUGCUACCUCUGUCUUCCCUAGGGCCUUUUAUGGAUUGACAGUAGUCCCCUCUGUAGGAGCUCACAGUCUAGAUUAGAAGUGUUUUAAUUUCUACACACCCAUAGUGCACAUUGUAUAUUGAAAAGAUAGGGGAGAGAGAAACAUUUAUGGAAUCAGUCGUUGGCACCUUCAAUGCUUCAUGAUUUUUGUCGAGUUUACUUCACGAGGAGGUCAGCCCAUUGGCUCCCAUCUGAACCACUUUGCCUCUGAAACUUAAUUACAUCCAGAAAGGACACUUGUAUGCUAGUCUGUGGUCAGUUGAGGAAUAUGACUGUUUUUAUAUGCACAUGUAACCCAAAUGUCCAAUAUAAAUUGGCUUAUUUUUUAAAAUAAUUUUAAAAGUUGGGAAAAGUGUUAUUAUUUGGCAUGCUUAAAUAUUGAAUAAGUAUUCUUCAUCAGCAUUUAAUAAAUGUAUAGGCAGAUAUAAGGUAAUUUCUGUGUAUUUUGAGAUAAUGUCAAAAUCAUGAAUAUUUCAAAAUAAACUGGGGAGUUAUAAAAAUACAACUAGAGAUAUAAA
Pan troglodytes (chimpanzee) is the source of this 2707-nucleotide messenger RNA. It is a transcript of the gene ACP1, whose product is annotated as acid phosphatase 1. The record is from RefSeq and is a predicted model, not a curated record. NCBI's taxonomy places the organism in Eukaryota, Metazoa, Chordata, Mammalia, Primates, Hominidae. The transcript has 7 exons. Gene Ontology annotation, cellular component: cytoplasm. The coding region runs from base 1251 to 1727 and encodes 158 amino acids. Gene Ontology annotation, molecular function: non-membrane spanning protein tyrosine phosphatase activity; acid phosphatase activity. Gene Ontology annotation, biological process: protein dephosphorylation.